This is a messenger RNA of Verticillium alfalfae VaMs.102, 1191 nucleotides long. Its product is annotated as heterokaryon incompatibility protein. The transcript has a single exon. Bases 1 to 1191 code for a protein of 396 amino acids. The record is from RefSeq and is a predicted model, not a curated record. NCBI's taxonomy places the organism in Eukaryota, Fungi, Ascomycota, Sordariomycetes, Glomerellales, Plectosphaerellaceae.
AUGAGCCUCGAGCAUAUGAUCAAGGUUUUGGUGCUCCAUCCUCACUAUGGAAAGCCUGAAAGUCCCAUCGAAUGCGUCGCAACUUCAGUUCUACUCUCCGAGAGCCCAGUGUACGAGGCGCUGUCUUAUGUCUGGGGUACUCAGAAGACGCUGAUGAAUGUCUUUGUUUCUGGCGCUCUCGUCGCCGUGACCCAGAAUCUCGAAACAGCUCUUCGCAAGCUCCGCCUGCCCAACCGCGAUCGAUGCCUCUGGAUCGACCAACUCUGCAUUGACCAAGAUGAUCCAAAAGAGAAGGCUAUCCAGGUGCGACUCAUGAGGACCAUUUACUCAAAGUGCACUCGAUGCAUAGUCUGGCUUGGUGAGAUACCACAACCACUCAGCCAUGAAGACGCCGACGCCGCCAUAGACAUCAUCCGCUACAUGGCUGCCGUCUACGAAGCCGGUACUGAAGAAGGCGUACACUACCCUCCCACACUGCUGGGCAAACCCCGCUUCAACGAAGCUGUCCAGUUCUUGAGAUUCUUUACGCGGCAGGAUAAUGCCUGGUGGACAAGAGUAUGGACCCUUCAAGAAGUGGCACUGCCCCCUUCCGUUGAUAUGCUUUGGGGCUCCAUCUAUGUGUCCUGGGACGUCAUCCUCCAGGCCAAGAACCUUGCCGUGACGAAAGGCCUGGCUGCAGCGUUUCCGCCCGUCGACGACAUGCUGCCGCUUCACUACUUUGUCACGAACGUGGCGUGGGUCGACGACGCGCGUCAGAGGUUGGAUAGUCCUUUCAACUCGGUUCACAAGUGGCGGUGGAGAGGCGCGACAGACAAGCGCGACAAGAUUUACGGGCUGCUGGGCCUGGUCGAUCCUGGCGUACUGCCCAUUACGGAAGCGUGCGACUAUGAGGUGCCUGCUUCGGAGGUCUUUGCCGUUGCGACCCUUGAACUCAUUGUAGCUGAACAGAGCCUUCUCCCCAUGGUUACGUGUUCGCGUGUCGAGGAGGAGAAUGCGACGCCCGACAUUCCUCGAUGGGCGUUGGACUUGGGGAAUGCGCCUAUGUACAACACCAACUGGGGUCCCGUACACUGCUUCCCUAUCUACAACGCUUGCGGCGGGGCGAAGGUCAACAUUGAUGAGAUCAAGUCAUUGGCAGCCCGCCCGGUCCAGGGUACUGGAAAUCGGUGGAUGGUAUAUCGAUACAAUUGA